AUGAGUUGUGGAUGGAAUAUCAUAACAAGUGUUUAUGAAAAUUUCACUUCAUCUAAUCCAAUCAGUGGAGUAGGAUUGAGUAUUUAACAAUGUCUCACUUAUUCUUCUUAAUGCGGAGGUUACUAUGGAGCAAAUUGUACUUCAUCCACAACUAUUAUUUGUGGAUCAAUGUCACCAUCUACUUGUAGUGGUACUUACGGAUCUGAUGGUAUAUGUAUAUGGAAUCCAUAGAUUACAGAUUCAUGUAUAGUGUAACAACAUGUAGUUAAAAAAAUAUUUAGCAAAUUUGCAGUUAUUAUUCUGAUUAUUGUUAUUAUGCAAAUAAUUAAUGUUAAUAACUUACCUGUGCUAAUUUUACAACACCUGCGUCAUGCAAGUUUGUAAUUUCAAUAUUUAAUAUUGGAGAAAUUUAAUUAUGUCAAUGGUCUACAAAUACAUAAAAUCCUCUUGUAUUAAUUUAUUUACAUCUUCAGAGCUUAAUUCAGUUAAUGUUCAGCAAAUACAGGAUUCACUUAUAGAUGGGUUCCAACAAUAAUUUAAAAUAGUUCAACACUUAGUAAAAAUUGGUAUUGUAUAAAUUUAUAGGCUAUACUAAAUUUUUAAUGAAUAUCAUAAAUAUACUUGGAUAAUGCACUUGUAACUAAUUAAUUUACUAGUAUGAUUGUUUAACAAAUCCUUAAUGUUCUUGGUCAACUGCUAUCACAACCCCAAGUUGUUAUAAUAAACCUUGCAAUUAAAUUAUUUAAUAAGGAAUUUUGCAGUUCAAAUUCAAGAUGCUCUUGGUCAGCAAUUUAAAAUUUAUGUAAGUCAUUUUCAUCAUGUUCAAAUCUAGAAUGUGUUAAUUCUAAAGAAUGUGCUAGUUAUUCAAUUUAUUGUGCAGAAAUAUCAAAAACAUUUUUACAAUUUUAAUAAAAGUAUAUUUACACACCAACAUCAAAUCAAUGUUCAGUUACACCUUCUUAAGGAACUGUAGGAGGAAAAACAAAACAAUUAUGUUUUUUUGGUUUUACAAACAUGAUGAUUUUUCUUAAAUUAGAAUUAAUAAUUAAUAAAAUAAAAGUUAAAUAAGAACAGAAUCAAUAAUAUUUGUUAAUAUAACCCAAAUAACUAAAAAUGUACUAAAAUUACUUUGUGUUCAGAUAUUGCAACUUAAUAGCAAUGUCAACAAUUUAAUCAUGUUUGUUUUUUCUUUUGGUAAUCAACCAAUGAGAACAACAGCAACAGCUUCUUGUGUGGCCGCAAGCUGUAACAAUUUUCCUAAUAAAUAAUAAUGUACCUAUAUUUUAAAUUCCUUAUCAGCUACUAAUGUUACUUUAUGUUAAUGGUAAACAAUUGGUGUUUGUAUUGAAAGUACAAAUACCAAAAAUCUCUCUUCAACAAACUGCUACUCUAACACUUUAAUGAUUUCAAGAUGGAGUUCCACUUAAACUAAUUCUGGUUUUUGUGCAACAUGCAGCUCAUACAGUUAAAGUCAAACUUACAAAUCUCCAUGUUCUUGCAACGAAUUGUCCUAAUAAGAAUGUUUAUUGACUUAGCAUAAACAUUAUAAGUUAAUAAAAUAGUUAAAUAUGAAUCUGGAUAUUUUAGUAAAUUUGAUUCAAGUUUUAUCAAAUUUGAAUAUUUUGAAUCAUAUUUUUUCAAUGUUACUUAAUGAUUUUAAAAUGAAUUGGUUAUUAAUAUUAACUUGA
Molecule: messenger RNA, 1688 nt
Organism: Paramecium pentaurelia
Lineage: Eukaryota; Ciliophora; Oligohymenophorea; Peniculida; Parameciidae
Source: the annotation of a GenBank genome assembly